Molecule: messenger RNA, 5457 nt
Organism: Chinchilla lanigera (long-tailed chinchilla)
Lineage: Eukaryota; Metazoa; Chordata; Mammalia; Rodentia; Chinchillidae
Gene: Relch
Product: KIAA1468 ortholog
Exons: 29
Coding region: 232-3879 (1215 amino acids)
Biological process (GO): intracellular cholesterol transport
Cellular component (GO): trans-Golgi network; recycling endosome
Molecular function (GO): protein binding
Source: RefSeq, a predicted model, not a curated record
CCAGGAAGACGCCUGCAGACCCGGCUGCGAGUGCAGCGGUGGCUGAGCGGGUGGCUGGUGCCGCCCCGGACUCUCGAGUUUCCGAGCCUACCUCUGACUUCUAAGACCGGAGGCAGGAAGUGGUCUGGCCGGAGUUGUGCAGGUGCUCAGAGCCUGCUGCGGCUCAGGGGGAUUCAGGCUGCGGCCUGUUGUAUACAGUCAAGGAGGCGCCCACACUUCUGACAGAAUAAGAUGGCGGCGAUGGCGCCUGGAGGUGGUGGCAGUGGUGGCGGCGGCGUGAAUCCAUUCCUCAGUGAUUCGGAUGAGGACGAGGACGAGGUAGCAGCGACCGAGGAGCGGCGGGCAGGACUUCGGCUGGGUGCCGGCGGUGGUCUGGAUCCUGGCUCUGCGGGCUCUUUAUCGCCACAGGAUCCCGUGGCCUUGGGGGGCUGUGCGCGGCCAGGGCUCUCUGGGGAGGCGUCUGCGACUACAGUGGCCCUGGGGGGUACAGGGGAGACUCCAGCCCGCUUGUCAAUUGAUGCAAUCGCGGCUCAGCUGUUGCGGGAUCAGUAUUUGCUGACUGCUCUGGAGCUGCAUACAGAGCUGUUAGAGAGCGGCCGCGAGCUGCCUCGCCUGCGCGACUACUUCUCCAAUCCCGGCAACUUCGAGAGACAGAGUGGGACCCCGCCGGGGAUGGGGGCGCCUGGGGUCCCCGGAGCAGCCGGCGGUGGAGGCGCUGGAGGUCGGGAACCGAGUACAACGUCGGGCGGGGGCCAGCUCAAUCGAGCUGGAAGCAUCAGUACUCUUGAUUCUUUAGACUUUGCAAGAUAUUCAGAUGAUGGUAACAGGGAAACAGAUGAGAAAGUGGCAGUCCUGGAGUUUGAACUACGGAAAGCCAAGGAGACCAUUCAGGCCCUCCGAGCCAACCUGACAAAGGCUGCAGAACAUGAAGUUCCUUUACAGGAACGAAAAAAUUACAAAUCAAGUCCUGAAAUUCAGGAGCCAAUCAAACCUCUUGAAAAGAGAGCUCUAAACUUCUUAGUCAAUGAAUUUUUAUUGAAGAAUAACUACAAACUUACAUCAAUAACCUUUUCAGAUGAAAAUGAUGAUCAGGAUUUUGAAUUGUGGGAUGAUGUAGGAUUAAACAUUCCAAAACCCCCAGACUUAUUACAACUUUACCGAGACUUUGGAAACCAUCAAGUGACUGGGAAAGAUCUUGUAGAUGUGGCCAGUGGAGUAGAAGAAGAUGAAUUAGAGGCUCUUACUCCAAUUUUAAGCAACAUUCCUCCAACCCUUGAAACUCCUCAGAAUUUAGAGAAAUCCUUGAUAGUACAGAAAUUAGAAGAUAAAAUUAGUUUAUUAAAUAAUGAGAAAUGGUCAUUGAUGGAGCAAAUCAGAAGACUUGAAAGUGAAAUGGACUUCCUCAAAAGUGAACACUUUGCCAUCCCAGCAGUUUGUGACUCUGUUCAGCAUUCCCUGGAUCAGUCUCCCCUUAAAGACUCUGAAGACAGUGGACAGAGUCCAGUAAAUAGUUCAGACAAGGAGAAAAAUGAGGAUAUACAUCUUUCAGUAUCACAAGAAGUUGAUUCCACUACUCCUAAAAAGAACUCAGAUUCUUUUCCCAGGAGAGAAAAAGAAGGAAUGCCAUCAUCUUCUCCAUCAAGUAAAAACACAAUUCAGUUUGAUAAACCUAAUAGGAAAUUGUCUCCUGCUUUUCAUCAAGCACUACUCUCUUUUUGUCGAAUGUCAGCAGAUAGUCGUUUAGGAUCAGAGGUAUCUCGAAUUGCGGACAGUGAAAAAAGUGUUAUGUUAAUGCUUGGACGCUGCCUGCCACACAUUGUUCCUAAUGUGCUAUUGGCAAAGAGGGAGGAGUUGAUCCCCCUCAUAUUGUGUACAGCAUGUCUACAUCCUGAGCCUAAAGAGAGAGAUCAGCUUCUCCACAUACUUUUCAAUUUGAUCAAGAGGCCAGAUGAUGAGCAAAGGCAGAUGAUACUGACAGGCUGCGUAGCAUUUGCACGUCAUGUUGGACCCACACGUGUGGAAGCUGAACUUUUACCACAGUGUUGGGAACAGAUUAAUCACAAAUACCCAGAAAGACGACUACUUGUGGCAGAAUCCUGUGGAGCACUGGCACCUUAUCUUCCAAAAGAAAUCCGUAGUUCCUUGGUUCUCUCAAUGUUGCAACAGAUGUUAAUGGAAGAUAAAGCAGAUUUGGUAAGAGAAGCUGUCAUCAAAAGCCUUGGAAUCAUUAUGGGAUACAUUGAUGAUCCAGACAAGUAUCAACAGGGUUUUGAAUUGUUGCAGUCAGCCUUGGGUGAUCCCUCAGAAAGAGUAGUUAGUGCAACACAUCAAGUGUUUUUACCAGCUUAUGCUGCCUGGACUACAGAACUUGGAAAUUUACAGUCUCAUCUUAUACCUACACUACUGAACAAGAUUGAGAAGCUUCUCAGGGAAGGAGAACACGGUCUGGAUGAGCAUAAGCUCCAUAUGUAUCUCUCUGCCUUGCAGUCCUUGAUCCCAUCUCUUUUUGCAUUAGUGCUACAGAAUGCACCUUUCUCCAGCAAAGCCAAGCUCCAUGGUGAAGUGCCACAGAUAGAAGUGACUAGGUUCCCUCGGCCUAUGUCACCUCUUCAAGAUGUGUCCACUAUUAUUGGAAGCCGUGAGCAAUUAGCCGUGCUGCUACAACUUUAUGAUUACCAGCUAGAACACGAGGGUACAACAGGCUGGGAGAGUUUGCUUUGGGUUGUCAAUCAAUUGUUGCCACAACUUAUAGAAAUAGUUGGCAAAAUUAAUGUUACUUCAACUGCCUGUGUUCAUGAAUUCUCCAGAUUUUUCUGGCGCCUUUGCCGGACAUUUGGCAAAAUUUUUACAAACACUAAGGUAAAACCUCAGUUCCAAGAGAUUUUAAGACUAUCCGAAGAAAACAUUGAUUCCUCAGCAGGAAAUGGGGUCCUUACUAAAGCUACAGUCCCCAUUUAUGCAACAGGAGUCCUCACAUGUUAUAUUCAGGAAGAAGACCGAAAACUGUUAGUUGGAUUCUUAGAAGAUGUAAUGACUCUACUUUCAUUAUCUCAUGCUCCUCUUGAUAGCUUGAAGGCUUCUUUUGUGGAACUGGGUGCAAAUCCAGCCUACCAUGAGUUACUAUUAACUGUUUUGUGGUAUGGUGUUGUCCAUACUUCAGCACUUGUGAGGUGUACUGCUGCUAGAAUGUUUGAGCUGUUGGUGAAGGGGGUGAACGAAACUCUGGUAGCUCAGAGGGUUGUUCCUGCUCUCAUUACUCUCUCCAGUGACCCUGAAAUCUCUGUCAGGAUUGCCACAAUUCCAGCCUUUGGCACUAUUAUGGAAACAGUUAUUCAGAGAGAGUUGCUGGAAAGAGUGAAAAUGCAGUUGGCUUCUUUCCUGGAAGAUCCACAGUAUCAAGACCAGCAUUCUUUGCAUAUGGAGAUCAUAAAAACAUUUGGUAGAGUUGGACCUAAUGCAGAACCCAGGUUCCGAGAUGAAUUUGUUAUACCACAUUUGCAUAAGUUAGCUUUGGUGAACAACUUACAAAUUGUGGAUUCUAAAAGACUGGACAUUGCUACCCAUCUUUUUGAAGCCUACAGUGCACUUUCCUGUUGUUUCAUUUCAGAAGAUUUAAUGGUAAAUCACUUUUUACCUGGCCUCAGAUGUUUGCGGACUGACAUGGAACAUCUCUCUCCAGGGCAUGAGGUUAUUUUAAGUUCCAUGAUAAAAGAAUGUGAACAAAAAGUAGAAAACAAGACUGUCCAGGAGCCUCAAGGCUCAAUGUCAAUUGCUGCAAGCUUAGUGAGUGAAGAUACAAAGACCAAGUUUUUGAACAAAAUGGGCCAGCUGACAACCUCAGGUGCCAUGUUGGCCAAUGUGUUUCAGAGAAAGAAGUAGAAGUGGGAAGGCAGCCCCCAGUAAACACUAAGAUGGACCUCAGCAGACUGGUUCCUUGUACUUGAAGUACUUGCCUUUUUUAUUUCCUCAGUUUUUUGUUCUUCUGUUAUAAUUUUAUCCUAACCUCCAAAGAUAUUUGCACUGCUUUUGAUUAUUGCUGUGUAUCUGUUGAUUUUGGAAAUAUAACUGUGGUAAUAGAAAAUUAAUUUGAUGGCCUGUACUAAGUCCCUCUUCUAUGUUAUCUUUGGGAAUAAUUUUUUAUAUAUAAAUAUAUAUAUAUAGUGAAGAAGGUUUUGUUUAUUUGCUUUUUUGUUUUAUUUUUGGAUGGGAUAAAUAACAGAUAUCUGUAUUAUACUCUAAGCUAUUACAAUGGUACUUAAAAUAAUGUAAAUUUGAUGUCAUUGUUAUAAAGUAAUAAAAGUGGAGAUUACUUAAGUAUUUAAAUUAUGAAAGAAUAAUGCAAACUUUUUAUUGUUUCUUAACUGACUAGAAAGAGCCACCAGCAUUACUCUGUGCCUUUUGGACUUCAGUUUGUGUAUUCUGUAGGAAUUAUGUGCAUUCCAUUCACACGGUAUUUCUUUAGGCUGCUGUGAUGAAUUUGAAUUACCAAUCCUACAGUAAAUAGGUGAUGAAACUUGCAACAUUUCAGAACUCUCAUUAAUAUAUUUUAAGUGCUAUUUAAACCUCCCCAGGACUUAAAUGCAUAUAAUGGACUUUCCUGAGAAAAGAUAGUGUUUAACCAUGGGGAGUAGUAACCAAGGUGAAUUUUACAGAGUGUAUAGUAGAUUUAAAUGCUCAAAAAUAAAUGUAACUGACAAGAGGUAAUAAUUGUGAAUUUUCUCCCAAGUUGAAAUACAGAAGAUAGUAUGGUUUGAAUCCAGAAUGUAUCACUUGUCCAUGUAAAAUGUUUCACACAAGAUGUUUCCUGAUUAUUUUAACUUUACAAGUUAGCUUUUCAUAUUGUGUUACAGAGAAGUACUGAAAAGUUAAGCACAUUUAGGGGCUGCUUUUUUUUCCCUCUAAACAAAAAAUAAUAUUGGCUAUAUAUUUGGUUGGUUAUCAUUUUGUCCCUUAAAGUCAGUAACUAUUGUGUUUGGUAUAUUUUACAUAGUGUUAAAUUACUGCAUUGGGAUUUGAUGGUCAUCUAUACAGUAAUAAAACCUGAAGUAGAAGAGAGGAGGACAUACAAAAUGGAUAUUGGUUUGAGGGGUUAAAUGUGAGGCCUUUUUGAAAAAUGAAUAUUUUGAUAAAGAUAAUUCUUGUUUCAGCACAAUUGAUGCACAUAGGUGAUUCUCAUAUUUGUUGUAUAGGCUGAUUUAAUACACUUGGAACACAGUUGGAUUACACUCACUUCCUGGGAAAGCUAGCUUGCCAUACAUUCAAGCUUACAAAAUAAUUUGCUAUAGGCAAAGCCAUUUAAAAAAUUCAUUCUGAAGUUAUUUCUUUUUACCUACAGUGAAAGAAUUGUUGACUAGUCUUUCCGGAAACUGUUGUAUUCUAGGCAUUCCUGAGAAACUGAAAGUGGCUACCUUUCAUGUCAAAAAUGUUGAUCUAUUAUAAAUAAAAUGUUUUUGCAUA